Myotis davidii is the source of this 4505-nucleotide messenger RNA. It is a transcript of the gene TMEM45B, whose product is annotated as transmembrane protein 45B. The coding region runs from base 232 to 1062 and encodes 276 amino acids. NCBI's taxonomy places the organism in Eukaryota, Metazoa, Chordata, Mammalia, Chiroptera, Vespertilionidae. The record is from RefSeq and is a predicted model, not a curated record. The transcript is spliced from 6 exons.
ACCAGGAAUCAAACUGUGACCUCCUGGUUCAUAGGUCAACGCUCGACCACUGAGCCACACUAGCCGGGCUCUUCUGCAUCUUUUUAUGUCACUUCCCCUUGGCUGGUGCUACCUCAUCCUCAGAGUUGGUAGGUGGAACAACUGGAAGAUAAUAGACCAGGAAGUUGUCACACUACCAGGACUCCAGCCACCUGACAGCUGCCCCUGUGUUUCAGGUGACCCAGGGCCCCGAUGGCAAACUUCAAGGGCCACGCUCUCCCGGGGAGUUUCUUCUUGAUCGUUGGGCUGUGGUGGUCAGUGAAGUACCCACUGAAGUAUUUUCACCAAAACGGGAAAAGGAGACAACUGAGUCGUAAUUAUGAGCGACUGGAGAUCAUCGAGGCCGCCAUCAGAACUUUAUUUCCAGUCAUUGGGAUCCUAGCAGAGCAGUUUGUUCCGGAUGGGCCCCACCUCCACCUGUACUCGGAAAAGGAGUGGAUCAAGUUGAUGAACUGGCAACACAGCACCAUGUAUCUGUUCUUCGCCAUCUCAGGAAUCACUGACAUGCUCACCUAUCUCGUCAGUCACAUGCCCUUGGGGGUGGACAGACUGGUGAUGGCUGUGGCAGCGUUCAACGAAGGUUUCCUCUUCUACCACCACGUCCACAACCGGCCGCCCCUGGACCAGUUCAUCCACUCGCUGCUGCUGUGUGCCGUGUUCGGAGGAGCUCUCAGCAUCUUCUUGGAGGUGAUCCUUCGGGACAACAUUGUGCUGGAACUUUUCCGAACCUCGCUCGUUAUUCUCCAGGGCACCUGGUUCUGGCAGAUUGGGUUUGUGCUGUUCCCGCCCUCCGGAGGCCCGCAGUGGGACCAGGAAGAUCACGCGAACCUCAUGUUCAUCACCAUGUGCUUCUGCUGGCACUACCUGGCCGCGCUCUGCAUCGUGGCCGCCAACUACUCUCUCGUUCACUGCCUUCUGACCCGGUUAAAGAGGCGCAGAGAAGGAGAAGUCAUUGGCAUUCAGGAGCUGAAGUCAGACACCACUUACCAGAAGGCCCUGCUGAAUGGCUCCGAUGAGGAAUGAGACGGGGCCCUCGGUCACAAACGGGGUGGCGUGUCCCCGUGAAGACUAGCUGAGUGCCACAGUCGUGGCUCAUCUCCAUGUUAACGCUUGCCUUGGUCUGCCCUGAAGGUGCUCUAUAUUUGCACCUUCUCACUUAACGGCUGAAGACUGUUGGUGCGUAUCCUUCAUAAAGAAAAACAAAGCAAGCCUUUACGUCUCAGGAGAGAAAUCAGAGACUCUGAAGUGUCGGAACAGCACGUAGCCUCAUCGACGAAUCCAGGAUAUGAAUCCAGCCAGACCCACUGCUGUAGAUGACUUACCCCUUCCUUCCCUCCCAAGAAAGCAGGAACUUUCUUAUUAGGAAGUAAGUGAUCACAGUGCCUUUCUUUUAGAGAUUCAAGUCUAGCGUGUAUUUUUACAAAGUAGUCACCCACAAGUUUUGGUGUUUACACAUCACUUGUUAACAUCUCCUCACUAAUCAUGACACUAGAGUACUGCAGUACCACUGUCGGUCAGUGACAAAGUUGGGCCAAAGGUACAUUUUGUUUUUAAAACCAGGAAGCUAGUUAGGGGCCCAGAGGAGAGCUGGAACUCAGAUGGUCUGACUCCUCAUGAGGAUGCUGACAGGAAAGCUGGACAGGGAGGGAGAGAAAAUGUCAGGUAGGGGAGGCCUUGACUUUAAAUACUACAGCUGAAAGCAAAGGGCAAGAAUCCCGCCAAGUGUCUGAAGCUGGAACUGGUAAUACAAUCUUGAUACUCUAGUCUUGGUUCUGGUUCUUUUUUUUUUUAAAAGCUUCCUUCAACAAGGGCUUAUUAAACAUCUCCUUUGCACCAGGACUGGAAUGGUUGUACAGAUUAACUAAGUAUGUGCCCAGCAAGGAAUUCAGUCUAAUGGGAGAACUAUGCAGGCAGUUCAUACGGGGUGACUGAUGCCAUGAUGGUAAGUGAAACCACCAUGACACAAAGGAGGGAGGGUAAGUAGGGAGGAGCCUGCCCAUAGAAAAGGCACAUUCCAGGCAGAGAGAAAAGAACAUGAAUGGAUAAAGGUGGUUAGGACGAAUCUGAAAGCUCUUACCGUAGAGACCAAAUAGUACCAUUCAGACUCUGAAAUAUAUCUUGUUUCUCACGACCACCUACCGGUAUACUGGAAAUAUAUUCGUUCUUCCGAGUUGAGUGGUCUAAGGUUACUAGGUGUAGAACCAGAUUUCAGUAGGACUCCAGCUAGCCUGUCUCUCGCCUUUCUCCUCUGCUACGUCACACAAAUGCAGCGAUCAUUCCGGUGGAGCAUUGAGGUGUCAUUCACCUGAAGCACUGAGAUCAGCACCGGGGUCAUUCCCGUGGAGCACUGAGGUCAGCACCGGGGUCAUUCCCGUGGAGCACUGAGGUCGUCAUUCACCUGAAGCACUGAGGUCAGCCCAGGGUCAUUCCCAUGGAGCCUUGAGGUCAGCACCGGGGUCAUUCUCGUGGAGCAUUGAGGUUAGCACCGGGGUCAUUCUCGUGGAGCAUUGAGGUUAGCACCGGGGUCGUUCCCGUGGAGCAUUGAGGUUAGCACCGGGGUCAUUCUCGUGGAGCAUUGAGGUUAGCACCGGGGUCGUUCCCGUGGAGCACUGGACGGCUCUGGGAGAAACUCUGCCCUCAGCACCUCCCUUGCUCAGCCAGCACUUAGAGCUGGAGGCACAGCUUCAGGAGAAGAAUGAGCUCCCUGAAAACUCGGGAGUUAGUACUGAGAGGCGAGCCCAUGGGUACCCUUUCAGCAGCCAGUGGGUUUGCCUGCGGAGUAAAACCCAACAUCCUUUCAACCAGUACCAGAGGACUUGUUAUUGGCAAUGAAUGUAAAACAUGUCCUUUCCUCGGCGAUUGGAGUUGGGAAGAAGGAACCUACUCUGGGUUUUACUUUCAAAGCAACACUCUCCAUUUUGAAUUAAAGGGGGUGGGGCAGCAGGCUUUAGGAAAAGGUGGUAUUUUCUCCAGAGUGAGGAGCAACUAUAAAACAUCCAAGUCUAUUCUAAUGCUCCUCCCUGCAUGGCUGGGACACCAUCACAGAAGUGAUCACCACUAACAACAUUCUGGGCUACAGGGCAAACCCCUCACAACGCUACGCACCAAAUCCAGUCUGAGACACAUGGUCGGAAUAACUCUGCCAACUCCUGUCCACCAGAGGCUCAAAGACUCAAGGCCGCCACAGGUCCUCCUGGAAUUGUCCCCUGAAACACCCCUGGAGCCACCACAUCUCUCAUGGCCCCAGGUGUGCAUCCAGGACCCAUGUUUGGUGCAAAUGCUGGUGACGUCACCUGAACAAUUCCAAGAGGGGGUUUCCGCUGUGUACUCCACCGACAGGCUGGCCAGGACCCAUCUCACUUCCCAGGGCUCAGUCCUACACUGUUCCCCUCGGAUGUCAAAGUCUGCAGCCACUAAGGAGACGAGCGGUCAGGUGACUUCAGUCAAUAACAGUGUGGGGUGGGGUUGGGGCUGAAGGCCAGAAGGACUUUUAUGAAAUCAUUUAUUAAACAAAUUCAGAGGAAGUUUAACCAGCAGUCAAUACCCAAGACAGGAUUCCUCCAUUUCUACCUGUUGCUCACUUAGAGCCUGUCACAUGAACUUUCCGUGUGAAAUGUGACUCCAGGGAGUGCCGACAUGCAAAUACCAAAGUAUUAGGAAACAGCAGGUGCAGCCGCCUUUCCUCGGGUGAAACAGUUGUUUCUCCUCACUGCAGUCCCUGCCUCCGGCCAUUUCCCAUCCCUUUCUGUCCAGCCCUCCACUCCUCUCAAAAGCUCAAUCCUGCCUCGGCCGAUUCACCUCUGCCCUGUCAUCCAGACUUCCACCCUCAGCUCUGGAUCGCCCCCAAGUCUCACCAUGACACAUCACAGCCACUCCCUUCUUAGGAAGGCAGCAGAAAGGGCACCUGACUUAGAAUCCGAGGACUGGACUGACUUCUUGGUUCUAACUCCAGCUGAAAUGCGCAUUUUCUCCCCGUGAGAACAGCUUAACUGUUCACAGAACUUCCUUAGGAAUCCAAUGAGGUGUCUGUACAACCACUGUGUCAACACCAAGCCAUCGAAAGGUGUCGGCCCCUCCACAACUUGCCUGAUCCAUCCGAAGCAGGCCACUCCUUCCAAUCCACUUCCGCACGCAGACGCCAUACAGUGUCAUCGCUAGCCUUCAACAGAUUAAGAUAUCUUUUCAGUCAUCUGGAUCCUUCCAAGAGUUAGGGAAGCUCUGCCCCUGCAGAAAAGCUUUCCCACCCAAGCCCUGCUCCAGCACAGACGCGGCAUAUGUUCUUACCCCCAGUGCCUUAAUUAAAGCGCCAUGCCCAGCUCUCUGCCUGCAGCUGGGUGGGCCCGAGAAGCAGGAAACAGCCAGGACUAAAUAACUUGCUUACCCGCACUGAGCUUUUUGUGGUUGGUGCUGUCCAGUAGGGACACCAUCUCUACUUUGGAAUAAAAGUCAGCAAAGUUUUACUUAAA